GUUGCAAGUUGAGCAUCGAGUCGUUCAUUAGUAUUACCACGUUCUCUUCCUGGUGUGAUUAUUAAAAAGAGGGAGAGAGAGAUAGAGAGAGAGGAAGAGCCGUCAGCGGUCGGAAAAGGGUGACGAAGAUGGCGUCCAGGUCGCCGAGGGGAGCGCGAUCACACGACGCCUGGGAUUGCUUACUACCAGGCCCGCCCAGCCGCAGCAACGGCGGCGCCGCCGACUGCAGCAAUUUCGGCCUCCUCGCCUACGGUGCCGGAAGCUGCGUCGUCGUCGCAGACCCUCGAUCCAUGCAGCUCGUCUGCAUUCUGCCUAUGCCUCCCUCUGCCGCCGCCUCCGCCUCCGCCCACGCCUCCCUCGCCCCAUUCGUCACCUCCGUUCGAUGGACCCCCCAGCCUCUCCUCCGCGACCUAUCCUCUCACGAAGACCCUUUCACCUCCCACCUCCGCCUAGCCGCUGGCGAUCGACAGGGCCGCAUCGCCAUAUGGGACCUCCGAUCCCGCCAGGUCCUACUCUGGCUCGACCUCGAGGCAUCGUCUUCCUCUUCCUCCGGCCGGAUGGGAAUCCAGGAUCUUUGCUGGGUCCGCUCCGACUCCUGGCUUCUGGCCGCGAUCCAUGGUCCGUCGCUUCUCGUCCUUUGGGACACCGUCACCGGCCGCUGUCUGUGGAAGUACGAUGCCUCUCCUGAGUAUUUCUCCUGCAUUCGCCGCGAUCCCUUUGACGCAAGGCACUUCUGCACCCUUGGCCUCCGGGGCUUCCUUCUCUCGGCCAUUGCCUUGAGUGGCGGGGACGGUGGUUCCGUCUCUAUGCAAGAUCAUCGGAUCACUGGGAUUUCUGAUUCAUCCUCCGAUCUGCAAAAGCUCGAGAAGGACUCCUCUGGAUCUGCUUCUUCAUUGUCUCCAGCUCACGCCCUCUUCCCUCUUUUCUUUGCAAGGCUUUGCUUCUCGCCCGUAUCGAAGUCCAUCCUCCUUGCGACCUUCCCCAAGGAGCUUAUUGUUUUUGACCUGAAUUAUGGGACGACACUGUCGGCCAUUCCACUGCCUCGUGGAUUCAGCAAGUUUAUGGACUUGGUGCCAGAUCAAGAUCGCGAUCUGGUUUACUGUGCACAUGUUGACGGGAAGCUCAGUAUCUGGAAGAGGAAAGAAGGAGAGCAAUUGCAUAUACUCUGUGGAAUGGAAGAAUUAAUGCCCUCCAUUGGCACAUCUGUCCCAACUCCAGCCGUUCUCGCACUCACUCUUCGCCAAUCAGAAUCUUCAGUUCAAAACAUUGGCCGUGUCUUCACCAAUCCAUCAGACAUACAAACUUCACUUGUCGAAGAUCCAUCAAACUCACAAGCCUCACUUGCUGAAGAUGACACCCUUUCUAAAAUUUUAAAUAAGGAAAUUGAUGCUGCUCUGAAGACAUGUUUAAUCUCGAUUUCUGAUGAUGGGAAAAUCUGGAACUGGCUUCUUACUUCUGAAAGGGAUGUAUCAGAUUCUACUAAAGAACAAGUUUCUGGCAAUGGAACCAAUUCUCCAUCUAUAACCCUGAAACUCACUGAACCAGUGUCUAUGAAGAUCAGUUUGAUGGGUCAGCUCCAUCUUCUUUCUUCAACAUUGACCACUCUAGCUGUACCAUCCCCAUCAUUGACAGCCACUUUAGCUCGUGGAGGAAAUAAUCCUGCCCCAGCCGUUCCACUCAUUGCUUUGGGGACACAAGGUGGGACUAUUGAUGUUGUUGAUAUUUCUGCUAGUGCAGUUGCAGUGAGCUUUUCUGUCCAUAAUAAUCCUAUCAGAGGACUGCGAUGGCUUGGAAAUUCAAGGCUUGUUUCCUUCUCAUAUGGUCAGGUAAAUGACAAAGGAGGAGGCUUCACUAAUAGACUUGUUGUCACUUGCCUAAGAAGUGGGCUUAAUCGCCCAUUUAGGCUCCUUCAAAAGCCAGAGCGCGCCCCCAUAAGAGCAUUAAGAGCCUCUUCAUCUGGAAGGUAUCUCCUCAUUUUGUUUCGGGAUGCUCCAGUUGAGGUAUGGGCUAUGACAAAGACACCCAUUAUGCUUAGAUCAUUAGCUCUUCCAUUUACUGUGUUGGAAUGGACAUUACCAAGUGCACCCCGCCCUAUUCAGAGUGGCCCUUCUCGGGAGUCCUUGGCAUCAAAAGAACAGAUAUCUACUCCAAAUACAAGUGCAAAUACAUCGUCUACUGAAGCUAAGGUGGCAAACUCAGACUCUACUGUGGAUGACACAUCAGAGAGUUUUGCAUUUGCCUUAGUGAAUGGUGCCCUUGGUGUGUUUGAGGUCCAUGGCCGGAGGAUUAGAGAUUUUAGACCAAAGUGGCCAUCAACCUCAUUUGCUUCAUCAGAUGGUCUAAUCACUGCUAUGGCAUAUCGUCUCCCGCAUGUGGUUAUGGGGGAUCGAUUAGGUAACAUACGCUGGUGGGAUGUGACUACUGGUCUUUCUUCUUCAUUUAACACCCACAGAGAAGGAAUUAGAAGGAUUAAGUUUUCUCCUGUUGUUCCUGGAGAUCGGAGCAGAGGGCGUAUUGCUGUACUCUUUUAUGACAAUACAUUCUCAAUAUUUGAUCUUGACUCGUCAGAUCCAUUGGCCAAUGCCCUUUUACAGCCUCAAUCUCCUGGAACGCUUGUUUUGGAGCUUGAUUGGCUGACAAGGCGAACAGACAGAAAUGAACCACUGGUUUUAUGCAUAGCUGGAGCUGACAGUAGUCUUCGCCUUAUUGAGGUUAAUAUAAGUGACACAAAGACUGGUUCAAUCACAAAGUCCAGAGUGUUAAAUGAGAGAUUUCGACCAGUACCUUUGUGCGUACCUAUGUUAUUUCCAACAGCACAUGCACUGGCAUUACGGACAAUCUUGCAGCUUGGCGUGAAACCUUCUUGGUUCAUUUUGAACAAUGCAACCUCAGGUAUUCUUCCAUAUCAGAUUCCUGAUCUGGUCCCAGCAUCUCCAAGUGACCUGCGAAGCUUUAUGAUCGAGUCAACUCUUCCCUCUGUGGGUGAUAUUGUUGUGCCCGAAUUACUUCUUAAGGUUCUAGAGCCAUAUCGAAGAGAGGGAUGCAUUCUUGAUGAGGAAAGGGUUGGGUUAUAUGCUUCAUUAGUCAACAAAGGUUCUGCAGCAAGGUUUGCCUUUGCUGCUGCUAUUUUUGGUGAACUUUCGGAAGCGCUGUUCUGGUUACAGCUACCACAUGCCCUCAGUCAUUUGCUGGAAAGAUCUGAAAAUAAAUCACAGCAUAGCUCCAAGCCUGCAUCAAUUUCUGAGGCUGAAAGUGCUCUUCUUAAUCGGAUAGCAUCACGUGAAAGGUCUGCAGGCUCAAUAACAUCAGAAGCAGUGAAGUAUGGACAGCUAAAUAUGAUGGCUUUCAGCCAAGAGGAAUUGUGGGGAAAAGCAAAUGAGCAAAUUGCUUGGCAUGCAAAACUAGAUGGAGAAGAGGCAAUUCAAAAGCGUGUUCAUGAAGGAAGUUGCACAAUAUCCCUGUCAAAGUUAUGACGGAAGUUGCACAAUAUCCUAGUCAAAGUUAUGGCACAAAGGCAACUUGUCGAUGGUUAAAAGCUGAAUCUUGUUUCAGUAAAGCAAAAGUUUAACACUUGUAGAAUGGAUCAAUACGUUCCUCAUAUGAUUUGACCCCUAUGAUUGUUUUUUAAGAUUUAGCAUAUCAUUAUUCAAGGGACACAGUAAUUUCAUAUGACAUUGGGUCUUGCUUGAGGUGGUCCCAGGUCAUUAUUGUUAUUGCUGGAAUUCUGGAAGCCACAUGGGUUCCAUUGCCAGAAACCAAGAGAGAUAGGUAAGUUCUGAAUUGUUGCUUAGUUCCACAUUGUUGUCUGUAAAUGUUUGGUGUCCUUAUGUGUAGUAGUCAUCGCUCCUACAUGAGUUAACUGCUAUUCUGGUGAAUAUGCAAAAGCUCAGCUGGACCUUUAGUGAUACGUUAAGCCAGUGUCAAAAGGUGUUUUUGUGCUUGGGUUUUGGGUUUGGGAAAUGGGAUCAAAUCUUUCUUGAGGUGGGACCUGACUAUUGCGGUGAACAACAGAAGACAGAUUAUUAGUUGAGUUUUAGUUGGUCAAUCUGAAUUUCCUUGUUUUAGUGUCAGACUGACCAAUUUAAAACAUCAUUUUAUGGACUAGAGAUAGUCUCUUAGGACCUGUUUACUUGGGAGGACGGAAAUAAAAAUUAUGAAAAAAUAUCCACGGUGGAAAACUUUUACUUCGUAAAAAAAGAUGCAUUGUUUUCCUUUCUACAAUUUACCUAACGAGCAGACAAAUUUAUGAAUCUAUCAACAUAUCAUUUUUAAUUAUUUUCUCGUCUUCCUCCCUCUCAACUGAGCAUUCGAAUUUCUCCCAACUCGUAAUCAGGCCUCACACAGCUGCAAACGGCGGCCCUGCGAAAGGCAAACUCGUGCGGCUGCGGCACCUCGUGUGACUGCAGUUGUAUUUUUUUUUUCUCUUCUUCCUUUGUCUUUCUCUUGUUUUUUUUUUGCCCUUUUUGAUUUCUUAGGGAAAGUUUUUUUUCUUUUCUCUUUCCUUUCCCUAGGGAUUUUUUUUUCACUUUGGAUUGCUUUCCUUCUCCAUUCCAUUGUUCAGAGUAAACAGGGGGUUAAAAUUAUGCUAAAAUUAGAUCAUCAGUGAUUUGCUUUAAAGGAGAAUGCUGGUUUUCUGAAAUCAGAGGCAAUUGCAACAAAACAGAUUCUUUUUAAGUUGUGAUAUGAGAAAUAGAUUGAUUGAACAUUAAGAAUUUCCAGUUCCUUUUCUGAAUUGAACUAGAUUUGAGAAACCUUUUUUGAUUUUGAGAAUCACCUGGUAGCCUUUGUGUAAGCCAUUUUGUUCUUGAGGAAUUCUUUCUUUUCCUCUGUUUCUUCUCUCUCCUUUCUCUUCUUCCUCUAAUAACUUCAUUCUUCCAUGGGGCCAGGCCGGUGGGCUCAGGUUCGGUGUUACCAGGUUCAUCAUUUUUUCAUUCUUUCUAUUUGUUGGUAUUGUUGAAGGUUUUGGAACUUCAAUUGUUUUACUUCCCUGAUGCUGGAGGUGAUGGAAAUUCAUGCUUAUGUAUUUGGAAAAUGAUAGUGCUUCAUUUUAACUAAUUAAGAAUGUUGGUAGGUUUGGACAUGCAAAGUGGUCAAUCCUCCUUUAACAAAAAGUUCACUGCAUGCAAUGAAUAUAAGUUUGAAAAUGCUCUGUCCUGAAUGAUUAUACACUUGGACUGCUAUAACCAGUGCAUUUGUUUUGUUUGGGUCUCCCUUUCCAUCACCACUGUAGGUGACUGAAGCUCAAAAACAUGGCCAUGCCCAAUGAUUGUAUAUCACAUUUGUCUAUAGACAGGUGCAAAAAUUAGGGCUGGUUGUAGUUGUUAGUAGUUGAGAAUGGAGAAAUAUUUCUAACUAGUUGUAUUACUAGUCAUUUUAUAACUCCACUGUAUCAGACAACAUGAUUUUGUAUUUUCUAAAAUAUAGUAGAAUUCUUUUAACUUAAAUGCGCAACUGGCCACAAACAGUGGAUAACAUUGUUUCUACAAGAAAAAAGAGUCAACCUUACUACAUAAAUUGCAA
Molecule: messenger RNA, 5520 nt
Organism: Zingiber officinale
Lineage: Eukaryota; Viridiplantae; Streptophyta; Magnoliopsida; Zingiberales; Zingiberaceae
Product: WD repeat-containing protein 11-like
Exons: 17
Coding region: 129-3473 (1114 amino acids)
Cellular component (GO): cytoplasm
Molecular function (GO): protein binding
Source: RefSeq, a predicted model, not a curated record